AUGUCGUACUGUUGCGCCAUGAGCCAGCAAUUGGAUAUCUUCCAGGUCGUUGGGGGUCCCGUGAAGUCGCUUGACCACGUCCAGGACUUCGUGGCGACGGUUUUUCGAGAGGAGCCAACAGGGGCUGCAGGGGACAAGAUCGCUGCCGGCCAGCAAGAUCAAGGGGAAGACGACCUGGAAAGCCAGCGGGAAUCGCCCGGCGAAUUAGGCAGCAGGAUCAGAAAAGACGAAAGCGAGAGCGCGGUAGAGCGAGAAAGGGAGAAUGCGAUAGCGAGAAUGCGAGAGGGAGAAUGCGGUAGAGUUCGUGAACGAGUGAGCGACGAAGCCGUGCAUUCGUGCGGCGAAGACGCAGAGCCGUUAACGAUUGGGGAUAGUAACUGCGAAAAGACGACCGAGUCCAGAUAA
Molecule: messenger RNA, 405 nt
Organism: Fonsecaea pedrosoi CBS 271.37
Lineage: Eukaryota; Fungi; Ascomycota; Eurotiomycetes; Chaetothyriales; Herpotrichiellaceae
Exons: 1
Coding region: 1-405 (134 amino acids)
Source: RefSeq, a predicted model, not a curated record